AUUCGUGGACCCCAAAUGUCACCACCCAGAAGUGGUAGAAGAACGCCUCCAAGACAAGAAGUUGUUAUACCCCCAACAGCAGUUGAUACACCGACGAGGAAUGACAGAGUUUCACCUAUAGAAGAGAGAAAGUCUAAUGCUAGCAUUGGGUCUACAAGAAUGUCUCCUAUGAGAACAUCAAGUAUAAGAAGAACAAGUAUUAGACAACCAAGUCCUAUGAGAGAUUCUUCUCCAGCAAACCCUCCUGUAAUGGGAAGAUUUGUAACAUCCAUUGAUUCUAGAAAUAGAUCAAGAAGUAGAUCAAGAAGUAGAGAAAGAAAUAGAUCAAGAAGGAUAUCUAUCAGAAGAUCACCCAGAGCAAUAAGUAGGGGAUCACUUAGAUCAAGAAGUCUUUCCACCCAAUCAAGAAAUAGAAAUCCUCCUCAAUUGAGUCAAAUAAAUCCUAUCCCGCAGAUUAGGAAUGAUAAUGACUCUCCAAGGUUGCAGUAUCAAGCAAGACCUCCUCAGCCUAUUUCAGGAGUACUCUCAAGCUCGAUCUUUGGAAAUAAUACGAAUAGUGUUACAGGAAUGUUUGGAAAUAAUCUUGGAAACUCAAAUGAGUUUUCAAAUAAUAUGACUUCUAAUACUUUCGGCACUAACAGAAAUAACUCAGGGAAUGUCCUGGGAGCAGCACAAAAUAUAUCUUCAAAUGCUCCAGGUGUAUUUGGAGAUGGAAGUGGCUUCGGAAAUUCAGGAUUAGGAAUAUUUUCCAAUAGCACACAACCGAUUAUGGCUGGAGGAGGUCUCUUUAAUAAUUCUAUGCCAAAUUCUAAUCCGUUCAUAGAUUUAGGAAGGAACAACUUAAACUCUCUCACUAUAGGAGGAGCAAACACAGCUACCCUCGGAUCUUUGAAUGUAAAUAAUGUUGUGAACUCAGAUAACCCCGAGCUAGAUAUCCUCAAAUGCAAUAUAUGCUUCAGAACUGACUACUCUGAUGCCUUGCUUUGUAAGAACUGCACUGGCCAAGCAUGCAGAGAUUGCUGGAACCGUAUUGAUUUUGGAAACAGACAAUGCCCUUACUGUAAAAGCUUUAUCAAUAUGUCUGAGUUAGUCAGAAAUAGAUUCGUAAACGAAGUCAGAGAUAUGCUCAAUGACCCUAAUAGAAACAAUGAUGGUAUCAAUAAAACGUGUCCAACCCAUGACUUGAAAGGAGCCCUUUACUGUGAGACUUGUCUCAAAUUUGUCUGUAAGGAGUGCAUUAAGAAAGGCACCCAUAAUGGCCAUGAAGUUAAUGACAUCGAAGAAAAAUCAGAGCUUAAGGAGAAAAUUAAGAACAUAGACAAGUUCAAAUCUAAGAUAGACAAUAUCGACGAAAAGUUCAAAGAUUAUAAGAAGAGCUUUAAAAAGUAUUAUGAUAUUAACGAAGAGGAGUUGACCUGGAUGGGUCAAAGACUCAAGCAGAAGAUUAACGAAGCGAUUGACGAUGUCAUUGAAGAAAGAAUCAAGACUGUUCAAAAGGUUGAAAAGAAAUAUGAUGAAUUCUGUAAAGAUUCUGAACUUCUUGGCAAAGCAAAGAAAGAAGUUUUAUCUGAUGAGAAUAAAACUCUUGAAAUUGAUGAAAUCAAAGAUGGAUUUACAAAAUUCUUACAUCAAAACAAAUGUGGAGAGAUUGCAAAACUGAUCAAAGAAGAUGGCAAUGAAGUCGACAUUCCCUCUCUAAUGAACCUAUACAACCUCCCAGAAAUGAGUGAAUCCAAGGGAGCUUACUCUCUCCUAUUCACAAAAUCAAUCCUCUCAAAACUAAAGUCAAUCAACACGAUCUAAUCCAUCCAAAAUCUCCCAUCCUUCUCAAUAAA
Moneuplotes crassus is the source of this 1835-nucleotide messenger RNA. The record is from the annotation of a GenBank genome assembly. NCBI's taxonomy places the organism in Eukaryota, Ciliophora, Spirotrichea, Euplotida, Euplotidae.